Messenger RNA from Anopheles stephensi (Asian malaria mosquito), 4279 nucleotides. Its product is annotated as probable cytochrome P450 6a14. NCBI's taxonomy places the organism in Eukaryota, Metazoa, Arthropoda, Insecta, Diptera, Culicidae. Gene Ontology annotation, molecular function: oxidoreductase activity, acting on paired donors, with incorporation or reduction of molecular oxygen; heme binding; monooxygenase activity. Bases 2294 to 3811 code for a protein of 505 amino acids. The transcript is spliced from 3 exons. The record is from RefSeq and is a predicted model, not a curated record.
AGUGCCACUUGAACACUCGACGCGUAAGGAACGUCGUCAGUAUGGCGGUGUGGUUGUUGUUGCUGCUCGGUGUAGUAUCGCUGCUGUAUUAUUACGUGCGGCGUCGUUACAGUUACUGGACAGAUAAGGGCAUACCGCAUCUGGAACCAACCCUACCGCUUGGUAAUUUGAAAGGUGUCGGAAGUACGCGAAGCUUUGCCGAAUUGCUCGAUGAAGCGUAUGGACGAUAUCUGGGCAAAUCACCCGUUAUUGGGAUGUACUUCCUUGCCAGCCCCAUACUGGUAGUGACCGAUCUGGACCUUGCAAAGCAGAUACUGGUGAAAGACUUCCAUCGUUUCCACGAUCGCGGAAUGUACGUAAACGAGCGGGACGAUCCCCUGUCCGGACAUCUGUUUUCGAUCGGUGGUGAACGGUGGCGCUAUUUGCGCAACAAACUCAGCCCCACCUUCACGUCCGGCAAGAUUAAAUCGAUGUUCACUACGAUUCGCGAGAUUGGUGACGAGUUUUUGGCCGCGUUCGAUAAGUAUAUCGAUCGGGACGAACCGAUCGAUAUAAAGCUACUGUGCCAGUGUUUUACGUGCGAUGUGGUGGGCUCGUGUGCGUUUGGAUUGCAGUGCAACUCGCUGAAAAACGAAGGAUCAAAGCUGCUGGAGAUCGGUGACAAGGUGUUCCGGCAGAAUCCCUUGCGUAUGAUUUAUUCGGUUGCGGUUGGAAUAUUUCCACGCAUUUCGAGAGCACUCCGAUUGCCGGUGCUCCCUGGUGAAGUUUCCUCAUUCUUCAUGCCAGUGGUUCGAUCAACGGUGGAACACAGAGAACGCAACGCAAUCGAGCGUCCCGAUUUCCUCAAUCUGUUGAUACAACUCAAAAACAAAGGCACGGUUGAGGAGCACGAAGCUGCAGAAGGGCUGGAAAAGCUAACGCUGGACGAGGUAGCGGCUCAGGCGUUUGUGUUUUUCUUCGCCGGUUUCGAGACCUCCUCGACAACGCUCUCGUUCGCACUGUUCGAGCUGGCCAACAAUCCAGCGAUUCAGGAGCGGGUGCGUGCCGAAGUGUUGGAAAAGCUUAAGCUUCACGACGGCCAGAUUACGUACGACGCACUCAAGGAGAUGACGUACCUUGAUCAGGUCAUCAAUGAAACGUUACGCAUGUACACACCAGUUCCACAGCUGAUGCGAGUUUCGAAAGAACCAUAUCAGCUUCCAUCAAUGAACGUCACGCUGGAUAAAGGGGUAAUGGUUUUUAUUCCGGUUCAUUCGUAUCAUCACGAUCCGGCCCUAUUUCCCGAUCCGUAUCGAUUCGAUCCCGAUCGCUUUGCACCGGAAUCGAUCAAGAACCGUCACAGCCACGCAUUUCUGCCGUUUGGAGAGGGGCCAAGGAAUUGUAUCGGCAUGCGGUUUGGAUUGUUGGAAGUAAAGUUUGGAGUUGUGCAGGUGCUCAGUAAGUUGCGCCUUAGUGUUGAUCGGCGAACGACGAUUCCUCUGAAGCUGUCGAAAAACUCCGGUUUUCCAGAGGCUGAAGGAGGUAUCUGGCUGAAAGCAUCACGACUGUAACUGUUUUAUUGUACGUGCGUACUGGGUGAUCGUCGGUUUAUAUAAAAAUUAGCUCUGUAUAAAUUUAGCAACAUGUUUAGCUUUAAAAAUUUAGCUGAUAGUUUAUAUUCCAGCAUCAGAUGGCAUGACAUGUUUGAACAAUGAGAUGCAUUCAUGAACAAUGUGUUACCAGAAGACCGGUUUCAAGUUUCUGGACAAACACCAAAUAUUCAGCACAGCAAACAGAUCACACAGCAAAUUACGUGAGCAAUCGUACGGGUGUGGUCUCGGUCGAAUUAAACGGAUCAGCACAGCAUGCACGAAACCACAAACUUUUUCAACUGGUAACUUCAGAUCAGCAUUUAAUUUCUGAUAAUCAUAUCCAAAAAUAAAAAGUUAGCUGCGCAGAAGCACAUAUGCGGAAGAUACAUAUUGUCGAACGGUGUUUUUUUGUUUGUAAUGUGCGAGGGUGCAUGGUGGCGGUGUCAAUUUACAGCGAGAGAAAAAAAUAAUAAAAAAUAAUCAAAUGCCUUUGACCACCACGAGGAGACGGCGUUUGAAUGAGAUUAGAGCGCCCGGUACCACUACACAUGCGUUAGAAGAUAAAACGAUGGUGGUUGUGCGUUGGUUCGCGGUUCGCAAUGUCCAUUAAUGGAUCUCUGACAGAGGGUUGAUGUUCUGAUGCGCUCAGUUGAUUCUUGACUUCGGUCGAGAGCAGUUGUUCGAUUCGCUGAGAUCGUGGGAGGUGUAAUAGAAACUCAACCAUGGCUUACGUCAGUGUGGUGCUAUAUUUGGUGUUGCCGGCGCUUGCCCUGCUGUACUACUAUGUGAAGCAACACUACCGAUAUUGGGCAACUCGAAACAUUCCGCAGCUGGACGCAUCGUUCCCGGUCGGUAAUAUGAAAGGCGUUGGCUCCAAGCUACACUUUAACGAUGUGAUGGGUGCAGCGUACGACAAGGGCAAGGCAAAAUCGGCACCACUCGUCGGAUUAUAUUUCAUGCUCAAGCCCGUACUGAUCGUCACCGAUCUGGACAUGGUGAAACGCAUUCUGGUUAAAGACUUUAACAGCUUCCACGAUCGUGGUCUGUACGUUAAUGAGCGGGACGACCCCCUGUCCGGACAUCUGUUCGCAUUGGACGGUGAACGGUGGCGGUAUCUGCGCAACAAACUCAGCCCUACCUUCACGUCCGGCAAGAUCAAGCUCAUGUUCACUACGAUUCGCGAGAUAGGUGAUGAGUUUUUGGCCUCGGUAACUCGAUACGUCGAUCGGGAAGAACCGAUUGAUGUGAAACUGUUGUCCCAAUGCUUCACGUGCGAUGUGGUCGGAUCGUGUGCGUUUGGAUUGCAGUGCAACUCGCUGAAAAACGAAGGCUCGAAGCUGCUCGAAAUUGGAGAUAAAGUGUUUAAACCACCGGCUUGGCGUAAUAUGCUUACGUUUUUGCUUAUUUCGUGCAAGGAUGUGGCGAAACGGUUACGACUGGCCGUACUGCCAUCGGAGGUGACAGCAUUCUUCAUGCCACUAGUGACUGACACGGUUAGGGAUCGGGAACAGAACUCGAUUGUUAGGCCCGAUUUCCUCAAUCUGUUGAUACAACUCAAAAACAAGGGCACGGUCGAGGACGAUUCCACUGAGGGGCUGGAAAAGCUAACGCUGGACGAGGUUGCUGCCCAAGCGUUUGUGUUUUUCUUCGCCGGUUUCGAGACCUCCUCGACGACACUCUCGUUCGCACUGUUCGAGCUGGCCAACAAUCCAGCGAUUCAGGAGCGGGUGCGUGCCGAAGUGUUGGAAAAGCUCAAACUUCACGACGGACAGAUUACGUACGACGCACUCAAGGAGAUGACGUACCUCGAUCAGGUCAUCAAUGAGACUCUCCGCAUGUAUCCACCGGUGCCGCAAUUGAUACGCGUCUCAACGCAACCGUACUCGGUGGAGGCAGCAAAUGUGACGCUCGACCGAGACACGAUGCUGAUGGUGCCGAUAUACGCGAUACAUCACGAUGCAACCCUCUAUCCCGACCCGGAACGUUUCGAUCCGGACCGGUUUGCACCGGAUGCAGUACACUCGAGACACACUCACGCCUUUCUGCCGUUCGGUGACGGGCCACGAAAUUGCAUCGGUAUGCGUUUCGGUUUGCUCGAGGUAAAGUUUGGCAUUGUGCAGAUGAUAAGCAAGCUGCAGUUUACCGUCAGCUCGCGUAUGCAGUUACCGAUUAGAAUGUCCAAAUCGGCAUCCAUCCUGGAGGCCGAAGGUGGUAUCUGGUUGAAUGCAACCAAGCUGUAAUGGACCAAAAUGGUUUAACCGAUGCGUCUGAGUUAUCUGGUGGGUCGUGUUCGCAUAUCUUAUCAAACUGAUUGACACAGUCGAUGAAACGGUUUUGUAAAAGGGAGAAAAGAAAACGUUCGCCGCAAACAAUAACGCCUUCGAGUUACUUACUGUUACAAUCAUCCCGUCAAUGUAUGACUGUUUGCAACAAAAGUAAAACAAAAUGAGAUUCUUUUUUAACGAAACAAACAAGCACACAAGUUAUUCUAAAAGAAAAUAAUCGAUAAGCUACGAAGCAUACUAAAAUAAGUAGCAAACGCAGGAGCUACAAGUAAUUUCCAUAAUAAUUGCAACGCUGUAUUUAUUUCGUUGAUUUGCACACAUUUAAAUAAUUAUGCAGAUACAAUGGUCAGCCCGUAUUAGCAUAAUUGAAAGCUUUCCUAAAUAGACCAGAAAUAAAUGCAACAACAUAGCUAGCUUCUUCAA